Mauremys mutica (yellowpond turtle) is the source of this 1737-nucleotide messenger RNA. RefSeq names its product arginine and glutamate rich 1 (gene ARGLU1). The transcript is spliced from 4 exons. Lineage: Eukaryota; Metazoa; Chordata; Testudines; Geoemydidae. The coding region runs from base 227 to 1051 and encodes 274 amino acids. Gene Ontology annotation, cellular component: mitochondrion; nucleoplasm. Gene Ontology annotation, molecular function: cadherin binding. The record is from RefSeq and is a predicted model, not a curated record.
GCGCGGUGCAUUGUGGGGCGGCAAGGAGCCGAGUCACCGCUGGGUUCGGGCCGCCAUCUUGUCUCCGUCCGGAUUCGCUGCCGCCUCCGGGGCCUGCUCCUUCUCCUCAGUGAGCCGGUCGGGGGAGAGGCCCAGCCAGGCUGAUGCGCGCGUCCCCUCGCGCCUCUCUCAGGUGCCGCUAGCGUCCAGGCUUCGGGCGGGGCGGCCGCGGCCGGGGGGCUCCGCCAUGGGUCGGUCCCGCAGCCGGAGCUCGUCCCGCUCCAAGCACACCAAGAGCUCCAAGCACACCAAGAAGAACCGGAGCCGCUCGCGGUCCCGCUCCCGGGAGAAGGAGCGGGCGCGCAAGCGCUCCAAGUCCCGGGAGACCAAGCGGAACCGGCGCCGCGAGUCUCGCUCCCGGUCCCGCUCCAACACGGCCCCCUCGUCCCGCCGGGAGCGCGAGCGGGAGCGCGCCUCGUCCCCCCCGGACCGCAUCGACAUCUUCGGGCGCACGGUGAGCAAGCGCAGCAGCCUGGACGAGAAGCAGAAGCGGGAGGAGGAGGAGAAAAAAGCGGAGUUCGAGCGGCAGCGGAAAAUACGCCAACAAGAAAUUGAAGAGAAACUCAUAGAGGAAGAGACAGCCCGAAGAGUGGAAGAGCUUGUGGCUAAGCGUGUAGAGGAAGAGCUGGAGAAACGGAAGGAUGAGAUUGAGCGAGAGGUUCUCCGCAGGGUGGAGGAGGCUAAGCGCAUCAUGGAAAAACAGUUGCUCGAAGAACUCGAGCGACAGCGACAAGCUGAACUUGCGGCACAAAAAGCCAGAGAGGAGGAAGAGCGUGCAAAACGUGAGGAACUAGAGCGAAUAUUAGAAGAGAAUAAUCGAAAAAUUGCAGAAGCACAAGCUAAACUGGCUGAAGAACAAUUGAAAAUUGUUGAAGAACAAAGAAAGAUUCAUGAGGAGAGGAUGAAACUAGAACAAGAGAGGCAACGUCAGCAAAAGGAAGAGCAAAAAAUGAUCCUGGGCAAGGGAAAGUCUAGGCCAAAACUGUCUUUCUCACUAAAGAGCCAGGAUUAAAUUGGAACUCUGAACUCUUAAAAAGAAAAAUGAAACAGAAAAACUUUGUAUGGUAGCUUCAUGUUGAAGUGGUUUCUUUCACCUUUUUUGGGGGGGGGCUGGAGGGUGUCUUUUUUUUUUUUUUUUUUUUUUGAAAGUCUGGAAAGUUAGCUUGUUCUAAUAGGGGCUGUGCUCUGCAUUUCUUAAUAUUUUUUUUUUAACUUCCAUUAAGUUAAAUCCUUAUCAGAUCACUGUUGCCUUUUAGAGAGUAAUCUGUUCUCAUCCAUUUUGUUUCUGUAAUAGUGGUUUGAAGCAGAUCAGGUCACUUUAUAAAUUGUGUAUGAUCUGAUAAGGUUUUUACUGACCCACUGAUUUCAGAGUUAUACUCUGAUAUUAGUUCGAAUUUCAUGCUGGUUUUGCUGACUUUUAAUAACAAAAAAAGUUAGUAUAUGCAUCAGUAAAUUCCCAAAGUACUACUGGACCUCUGUGGUUUAUUGUUAAAUCAGUGUCCUAUGAUACUGUCCCACUGUUGCACUUGAUGUUCCUGAUACAGGUAAGGAAACGGUCAAUUCUGCUAUGAAUAUAUAGAGAGAUUGAGAGUUCAGUAUUGUCGCUUAGGUUGUUUUUAUUACAUUGACAAAAUUCAACCAGCAUUCCCCAUUGUGUAAAUAAACCAAUUUGCUGAAUAAAGUAAAGUCUUAAAUUCA